UGAAACUAGGGCUAGCAUGCUAUAAACAGCCGCUUCCGCUUCACAUAAAACGCUUCCGCUAUCCUCCCAGCUGCAAAGUGUGAGGGAGAGCGAUCAAGAAACAGGGAGAUGGUGUCGUUGAAGCUCCAAAAGCGGCUUUCCGCUAGCGUUCUGAAGUGUGGGAAAGGCAAGGUUUGGCUUGAUCCAAAUGAAGUCAACGAAAUCUCCAUGGCUAACUCUCGCCAAAACAUUAGGAAGUUGGUAAAGGAUGGUUUCAUCAUCAGGAAGCCAACAAAGAUUCACUCUCGAUCUCGUGCCCGUCGCAUGAAGGAAGCCAAGAGAAAGGGAAGGCACUCUGGAUAUGGUAAGCGCAAGGGUACAAGGGAGGCUAGGUUGCCAACUAAAGUUCUCUGGAUGAGGAGAAUGCGUGUCCUCAGGCGUCUGCUUCGUAAGUACAGGGAGUCAAAGAAGAUUGACAAGCACAUGUACCAUGACAUGUACAUGAAGGUGAAGGGUAAUGUCUUCAAGAACAAGAGAGUUCUUAUGGAGAGCAUUCACAAGUCAAAGGCUGAAAAGGCUAGAGAGAAGACUUUGUCUGACCAGUUUGAGGCUAAGAGGGCAAAGAACAAGGCAAGCAGAGAAAGGAAAUUUGCUAGGAGGGAGGAACGUUUGGCCCAGGGACCUGGCGCAGAAAAACCAGUAGUUGCACCACCCCCCGCCGCCGCCGCACCUCAACCAGCCCAGGGAUCAAAGAAAUCCAAGAAGUGAGAACCUAAUUAAAGAUCUCCAAGGAUUUGUGACUUUAGAUCAUCAAUGUGUCCUUGGUGUUAGUUUUGUUCAUGUAUUUUUCUGUUGCUGGGACCUCGUUACUUUAUAUCGUAGAUGGAUGAUGAACAUAUUUUUGCACUUAACAACCUGUUUUUAAUUAUUGUUCCUUGAUAAAAUUCCAAUUUCUUGGGAGUUUUUUCUGGA
This is a messenger RNA of Populus nigra (black poplar), 951 nucleotides long. Its product is annotated as large ribosomal subunit protein eL19x. Gene Ontology annotation, cellular component: ribosome; cytosolic large ribosomal subunit. Gene Ontology annotation, biological process: translation. The transcript has 5 exons. The record is from RefSeq and is a predicted model, not a curated record. Gene Ontology annotation, molecular function: RNA binding; structural constituent of ribosome. Bases 109 to 747 code for a protein of 212 amino acids. NCBI's taxonomy places the organism in Eukaryota, Viridiplantae, Streptophyta, Magnoliopsida, Malpighiales, Salicaceae.